GAGACUGUCAGCCUUUUAUCUUCCCUCAAGCUGACUGGUGGUGUUUGCAGCCUUAACAGAAGGUGGAUCAGAUGGCUGGCACAGCAAGGCACGACAGAGAGAUGGCAAUCCAGGCCAAGAAGAGCCUCUCGCAGGCGACGGAUCCCAUCGAGAAGCUCCGGCUCCAGUGCCUAGCCCGUGGGUCGGCCGGCAUCAAGGGCCUUGGCAGGGCAUUUCGGAUCAUGGACGACGACAACAGCAGAACCAUUGACUUCAAAGAAUUCAUGAAAGGGUUAAAUGAUUAUGCCGUGGUGAUGGAAAAGGAUGAAGCACAAGAGCUUUUCAAUCGGUUCGAUCGGGAUGGUAACGGGACAAUUGAUUUUAAUGAAUUUCUCCUCACAUUAAGACCUCCGAUGUCUACGGCCAGAAAAGAGGUCAUCAUGCAGGCGUUCAGAAAGUUAGACAAAACGGGGGAUGGGGUUAUAACGAUUGAGGACCUUCGAGGCGUAUAUAAUGGAAAACACCAUCCCAAGUACCAGAAUGGAGAAUGGACAGAAGAACAAGUGUUUAGGAAAUUUCUCGAUAACUUUGACUCCCCUUAUGACAAGGAUGGAUUGGUUACAAAAGAAGAGUUUUUGGAGUAUUACUCCGGCGUCAGUGCUUCCAUCGAUUCUGAUGUCUACUUCAUUUUAAUGAUGACAAACUCUUGGAAUUUAUGACUUUGGCUAUUGCUGCUGCUUUGGGGAAUCUGGGAUUGAACACCGGUGGGGUAGUUUUGAAAGGAAUGCAAAGAACGGAUUUGGAGAUGUGUACGAGCAAAAUUUUCUGAUUUGGACUCGGUCAAAUGGAAGUGACCAGCCUGGUCCCACAUGUUUUUACCAAUGUCCCAAAAAAUGUUAUUAGACCAGGGCAGAGAACCAGCUUGAAUGGUCAGUUAUUUCUGGGUACGGGCCCAAUCUGUCAUGAGCAGUUGCUGCUACUUAGGUCCAGUUUUCUCCCAGAAAACGCAACUGAAUCUUGGCUCCCGUCCCACGACCACUUCAAGUUUUCCUCCCUUUGAGGCCUGUGGGACUCAGCGAUCAGAGGAAACAGGGGGCAGGGGUGACAUAUAUCUACGUGAUUGACAGCCUGCCCUUGGGGCAUUUCUAAAACCCCUUCCUGGUGGAUGGGGGGCUUUAUGGUCCCCAGGCUAGCUGUGGGGGAUGAGGAGACCCCACAGAAGAGUUUACUCUAGUGGAUAAUUGGAUGGUCUCCAGAACAAACACCCAGCCUUCAUCAGUUCAAUCAAUCACAACGGAAUUUAUUGAACAUUUGCUAUGUGUCGAACACUGUACUAAGUGCUUGGGAGAGUAAGUACAACAGAAUUGAUAGACAUGAUCUCUGCCCUACACUGGCUUAUAGGUUAGCUCAAUCUGCCUGGCUCGGAAAUUCAGUCUUGUUGUCCUGGUCUUUCUCUAGCCUGCUUAUGUGUCAGAGAAAAUUUAGAUUUUUUCACCAACCCCUUCUCCUCCAACCCCUGCUACUCCAAUAACAAACUAGCCCAUGCCAUCACUCAGUGCUUAGAUGCCUCCCUGAAUCCCUGCAGUUUUACUCAAUAGCUGGGCUCAGCUUGUAAUUUUCAAAA
This is a messenger RNA of Tachyglossus aculeatus (Australian echidna), 1603 nucleotides long. It is a transcript of the gene CAPSL, whose product is annotated as calcyphosine like. The transcript has 5 exons. The record is from RefSeq and is a predicted model, not a curated record. Lineage: Eukaryota; Metazoa; Chordata; Mammalia; Monotremata; Tachyglossidae. Gene Ontology annotation, molecular function: calcium ion binding. The coding region runs from base 72 to 698 and encodes 208 amino acids.